CACCUCUAUGUAGCAGAGCAGCGCUGUCUCCCUGGAGGAGUGAAAAUGGCUCCUUUUCCAGAAGAAGUUGAUGUCUUUACAGGCCCGCACUGGCGGAUGAAACAUCUGGUCGGUGUUUAUUGUGAGAAGCUGUCGAAGACCAACUUUUCAAACAACAAUGACUUCCGAUCAUUUCUGCGGUCGCUGUGUGACACAUUCAAGGAGUUCAAGAUGCACGAGCAAAUUGAAAACGAAUACAUUAUUGGUUUGCUGCAGCAACGCUGCAGAACUAUUUAUAACGUUCAUUCGGACAACAAGCUCUCCGAAAUGCUCAGUCUCUUUGAAAAGGGACUGAAGAAUGUUAAGAAUGAGUAUGAACAGCUGAACUACGCAAAGCAAUUGAAGGAGAGGCUGGAAGAGUUUACUCAGGAUUUCCUGCCUCACAUGAAAGAGGAGGAGGAGGUGUUCCAGCCGAUGCUGAUGGAGUAUUUCACCUAUGAAGAGCUGAAGGAUAUCAAGAAGGUGGUGAUUGCUCAGCAUAGCUCACAGAGGAGCUGGGACACAAUGGAGCUGUUAAAGGGGCUAAGCCUGUGGAACCAAGCUGAGGAACUUCACAAAGUGUUCAAGUACUCUGCAGAUGAGAAAGUGGAUGAAGGCUUUGAGAAGGACACACAAUCUGUUCAUGUUUCCCACCUUCCUCCUGAGGUAAUUCUGAAGGUAUUCAGGUAUCUCAGCCCAGUGGAGCUGUGUCGCUGUAGCCAGGUCUGUACAGAUUGGUCAGAACUCACUAAAACUGGAUCUCUUUGGAAGCAUCUCCAUCCUGUCCACUGGGCCAGAGGUGAUUAUUAUAGCUGCCCGCCUGGAGAGCUGGACCUGGAGCCCGAUGAUGACUGGGUAAAAAAUCGAGAAGAUGAGAGCAAAGCCUAUCAGGAAUGGGAUGAAGAUGCAGAUAUUGAUGAAUCUGAGGAGGCUGCAGAAAAUUCCCCAGCUGUUAACAUUGCACAGAGAGAGAAGCACUUGCUUAAUGGGAUGAUUAAAAAUCUGCUUCCAGUGGUCGGACUGUCUGUGAAGUCUCUCAUCCUGGCAUACAGCUCUGCUCUCUCCAGUAAAAUGAUACGACAAAUGCUUGAACUUUGUCCAAACUUAACACACUUAGAUCUCACGCAGACAGACAUUACUGACUCGGCAUUUGACAGCUGGUCGACAGUUGGGAGUUGCCAGGCGCUGGAACACCUGGACCUGUCUGGCUGUGAGAAGAUCACAGAUGUGGCAUUGGAGAAACUGUCCAAGGCUCUUGGAGAUCUCACAAUGCCAGAUGGAAAAGAGGGAAUUACUAAGAAUUGUCAAAACAAUUGUGCAAAGAUCUUAAAGGCGCAUCAACAGAUCAGCCUGCAGGCCAGCACUGAAUGCGGUCUCCGUAUGUGUGGGCAUCAGACACUUCUCUUUAAAGGCAAACCCGGAAGUGCAGUGAGCGUAUCCUCACGGGUCUGGGUGAUAAACCGAGCAAACCUGGUCGAUAUUGAGGAUGCGGCUGAGUGGAGGCAAACAAGCGCUGAGGGUCUUCGUCUUGUAGACGCUCCACCAGCAGGCAGCACUUCCAGUUUAGCUUCUUGCUGUUGCAGAAACAACAAUCGUGGCUUAAGGACUAGUGCCUAUAGGCAGCAGCUUACCUCUCCUGCUUCCUCAGCACUUUGUGGCCAUUCAUUCUGCUGUUCUGAUACAGCACUAAGGACUAUUGAAACACUCCCAGAACCCUCUGCUCUGUGCAAUAAAAUGUUAAGGACUAGACAGACAGAGGAGAAGGACAUGGCUUGUUCUGGGAGUGAAAAAAGGACAAAUCAACCCAAAGUCAGGCGUGCUCUGAAGUUUCUGAGUUUGUCUGGAUGUUAUCAGAUCACAGAUCUUGGGCUAAGAGCCCUCUCCUUGCAUGGCGGUCUUCCUCGUUUGGAACAUCUCAAUCUUUCUGGCUGCCUGUUCAUUACUGAAGUUGGACUUCAGGAGUUGGUCUCUGCUUGUCCUGCUCUAAACGAUGAGCACUUCUAUUAUUGUGACAACAUUAACGGUCCCCAUGCGGAUACCGCCAGUGGAUGCCAGAACCUGCAGUGUGGUUUCAGAGCAUGCUGCCGUUCUGGGGAAUGAACUCCUCCCCCGCCCUUUCUGUAUGCUUCUCAUAGCUGUACAGGCUUUACUUCAUGCACUUUACACUAGGAAUAACAUUCAAUGUAUUAUCCUUCAAAUGUCCUGUACAAGGAUGGAUUUGGGAUAGCUUUUGUUCUCAAAAUACAGUUAUGUUAAAGAUGUUGCCUCAUCUCAAUCUGCUUUAAUUACAUAAGGAAAAAUAUAUGUAAGUAAAGGUUGUUUUGUUAAUAUCUUGAACAUGGUUAUUUAAAAAACAUACUGUAGUUGAAAAAUAAGGGUCCAAUAUGGAGUGGUAUAUUCAAUGCUUGGUAAUUUAGAUGUAUGUUGAAUAAACUUCUGAAAAAAAUA
This is a messenger RNA of Polyodon spathula (Mississippi paddlefish), 2466 nucleotides long. RefSeq names its product F-box/LRR-repeat protein 5-like. Gene Ontology annotation, biological process: intracellular iron ion homeostasis. The coding region runs from base 46 to 2118 and encodes 690 amino acids. Gene Ontology annotation, molecular function: protein binding. The transcript has 11 exons. NCBI's taxonomy places the organism in Eukaryota, Metazoa, Chordata, Actinopteri, Acipenseriformes, Polyodontidae. The record is from RefSeq and is a predicted model, not a curated record.